Nothobranchius furzeri (turquoise killifish) is the source of this 4516-nucleotide messenger RNA. RefSeq names its product VPS9 domain containing 1 (gene vps9d1). Gene Ontology annotation, cellular component: endocytic vesicle; cytosol. Gene Ontology annotation, biological process: vesicle-mediated transport. Lineage: Eukaryota; Metazoa; Chordata; Actinopteri; Cyprinodontiformes; Nothobranchiidae. The record is from RefSeq and is a predicted model, not a curated record. Gene Ontology annotation, molecular function: small GTPase binding; guanyl-nucleotide exchange factor activity.
AAGACAAUUUUUUGAAGAAGAAGAAGGCAAAAAAAAGCAUCCCAAACACCACCAUGGCUACAACUGACAGCGGCGUGAAACCUCUUCAAAAUGCCAUGAAAAUGGCAAAAACAGCCAUUCAACUGGACGGAGACAACAAACAUAAGGAAGCUUACUUUGAAUACCUGCGGACCAUCAACUACAUUUCACAAGCACUUCUGGAGGAAGAAGCGCACCAAAAGGAGAUGGAGCUGGUAGUGGUGGAAGUAGAGAGGAUGCUGAGACUGGCUGAGCAGUGUCUGGAACGAGCCAAGUCUUCCAUAGAAAAGCGUUCUGACCCUCCUGACCCCCCCGCCUCCACUCCUUCUUGUUCAGCUGGUCUAUCCCAGAACUGUCACACUGCUGGCGUCCCUACAGCAAACACCACUGUCACAGACUCUCCUUGUAUUGAUGCACAAAACAAAGCAGACAGUUUGCCAAAAGGCGCCCAUCACCAGGUUUUGCCAGAGGCCGAUGGAGAACUCUCCCCUUUUCUGCCUCCCGAAGUCUUCCAGAGGUUUCAGACAGUGGCUUCACAGGACGAAUGCAAAAAGGGGCUGACCCCGCUAGAGGAAGCAUCACGUAUGAACCAGAAGUUAAAGGCUAAUUAUGAAGCUCGAGUUGCAAGACUCGCACCUGGUCAGGCCUACCAGAAGACGUCUUUAACGCUCUCUCUCCAGCGGCAGAUGAUGGAGAAUCUCAUCAUAGCCAAAGCCAGGCAGGAUGCUCUGCAAAGGAAGAUGGAGGAGAGAAGGCUACGGCUACAGGAGGAAGCCAACAGGAGAUUUGCCGCAUCUGGAGCAAUGACUGCAGAAGAACGAGAGCAGCGACGUCUUUACGCUAACGUGUUGGAAUAUGAGCAGGAUCAUGAUUGGCCCAAACAGUGGAAAGCCAACAUGAAGAAGAAUCCUGACAUCACUUUAGUAUCCGAUUUGGUCUCCUACCUGCUCAGCCAGUCUGACCACCCUGUGAUGAAGCUGCUGAAGAAACAGCAGUACACCAUUUACAACAAGCUGUAUCCCAUCGUUAGUAAAGGCCUCCCUCAGAGUCCCGCCUUUCCCCCGGGACACUUUCGCAGCAUUCACAGCCUUCUUCAUCCAGAGAGCAACAGGAAGUCGAUCAGGAUUACCAGCAGUGGUCUCGGUGGACAGAGCUUCAGCACGGACUCCUCGCUCUCACCUUUACACUCUCAUGAUCUCAACACCAACUUUGAUGAUGAGGAUGUGGAAACAGACGAGCCUCUCACGCAGGAGACGCUGGACCGAGAGAACUCUUUUGAAGACUUGGAGCAGUUCCUGUCCCAGUUGGACUGGACUCCGUCCUGCAGCAGCACGGAUGAUACAGCCUUGGACUUGGAGAUGGCCUGUGAUCCAUCCGUGGAGCUGGAUGAGAGCCACAUAGAGGAGCUGGAGAUGAGGGCACUUAAACAACAUUUGAAAGCUAUUGUCAAGGACAUUCAUAUAGCGAUUGAUCAACUCCUCUCGCUUUGUUUGCUGUCCUUCGAGUGUCUGAACACGGCCAGGUUUAAAGACUUGUGUCUAGCAAGCAUAGAAGAGGCCUUCUUCACACCCUUGUGGAGCGCCCUGGUGGCUCUUUUUAGGAGGGUGAACACGGAGAGGGAGCAGGCGUUUGAGAGAAACAUGAAGUUGCUUUGCGACGCUUCUCCAGGAGAUGUCGGUGUUCCCCUGAAACUGUUUCCACAAGAUCCCGGUGCGCUCCAGGGUUCCUACCCUUAUGAGUCUGCUGUUCAGGAACUUGGGCUUCUGUUUAAAGACUGCUGUCCACAGAGGAAGCUGGAAUGUAUAGUUCGAACGUUGCGUCUGAUCUGCGCCUGCGCCGAGGACUACAGGUGUCUUCAAGAGGUCGAUUCUUCACCUAAAACGGCGGCCAUUGGUGCAGACGACCUGCUGCCCAUCCUCUCCUUCGUGGCUCUGCGGUGUCAGCGACCACAGUUGGUGUCCGAGUGUUGCGCUUUGGAGGAGUUCAUUCAUGAGGGCUACCUGAUAGGAGAGGAAGGCUACUGCCUCACGUCCUUGCAGAGCGCCUUGGCCUACGUCGAGUCGCUGCACACCGGAGCUCACCUUCCUGUGAGCAAGCACAUUUGAAAAAGACUGCUGCUCAUCCUCCAGGUCCUCCAUCCCUCACCCUCACCUGGUCCGCAGAGGAGCAGCAGCAGCUGAUCCAGCAGCUCCUAGCAAGUCGACGCGUGUUCUGCACCCAACAAAGGCUUCAAGUGCAAAAGUAAAACACUGCGUGGAGCUGAGCUUGACCAAGCUGUCAUUUACUCCUAAACUAAUUUAACACCAGAUUCUGUUUGACGUUUGAGUUGAUGGGUUUUCUAACUCCAUGCUAAUUCUCCGCCCGCACUUUCACACAGAUUUCUGCAGUGGAAGCUGCAUCGUGUUUAGCUCUUCUGUGCGUUUAUCUCCCUCCUUAAGCGGCGCUAACUGUGCUGCGUUUGGCGGGGAAAGUUUCCCGUUGGGGCCUUCGUCCCAGCUGUUAACCUGGCUUCCUGUUGUCUGUGGGGGUUAGCUUAACUCAAACCCACGAAAGCGUGCGGCACAAACUACCUCUGUCUUGUCUGACACCAAGAGGGUACAGACAUUUGUUUUGCAACAGGACUCAUCAUCAUCAUCCUCAUCCAUCGCAUCAUUCACACUUGCAUAAAAACUAUAAAUGCCAUAAUAGAAACAAAGACCAAAAACACAAUUAUUUGCUUAAAACACACAAAAAAAAUCAUUUGUGGGUUUUUGAAAUUCCCUUUCUGUUGAGGGCUGCGAUUGCUGUUGGGAUGGAGGAUUUCUUAUUGGCCUUCUGCAUCUCCUGCCUGAUGGGAGAAGACUGAAGGAAUGGUGAAGGGGAUGAGAACAGAAUAAUUUUCAGCUGUUGGUGGUCAAAUAUAACACGCUGCGCUUUGUAUACAAAGACUGUAAAUACGCUUGUUUUACUGAGGUGGUGUUGAUCAGAUUGACGGAAAAGUCUUAAGCUGGAUGCAAUUUCCCGUCGAACCCCCUGAGAACAUCCUUCUCUGAAAUGCAACCCUGUGAACCCAGACAGGAGGAAACGGUGCGCCUCGUCGUGUUUACGUGACGGCGAGCUCCGCAGGUAACAAAUAAGUCAGCCCGCCUCCCUUAGUGAGAUAAAAAUGAACCCAAAACAAACAAAAUAUCCUGUAAAAGUAACUGAAGCAGUAAAAAUACGUCAGAAAGAGCAAACUUCAUCUUGCUUUUACAGAAAAUUCUAAAACAAAAGAUUUUCUGACUGAAGCGGAGUUGAAACGCCCAGCUGCGUUCUCUACCUGGUGAGAGUUGCGGAGGUCCUUCAGAAGCGUUAAAAACGUAACUGGUGGCAGGAACCGCCCCAAACCAGUAACCAAUUUUCAUUUGUGCACUUUGAUCGUUGAAGCGAUCUGCGGACGUCGUUAAACUCCUCAGACGGGUUUUAUGGGAAACCACGGGGUAACGGGGAGCUGGAGGAGCUCAGGGAGGACUUUUAAGGGCUGCUAAGUCGUGCUUGUGUUGUUUUUCCAUCACGUUGUGAUUUCCUUGUUCAACUGAGUGAAUGCUAGAAAGACUGCCGGUCCACACGACUCAUCGUUUAGAAGAUUUUUUGUUUUCUUAUCCAUGUGCAUGUUUUUUACUAAUAUUUUUUACCUCGUAGUAUUUUUUUUUCUACAUUUCAAGGUUCCAGUUCAGCUUGGUAAAUUUCUUCCCAGGCACCCGCAGCUUGUUAUGAACGCUACAGCGUAUGUGACCGUCAAAAAAUGAGAAAUUCAUUGAAAAGUUUGUGAAAGUUGUUUAGUUUUAAAUAAACACACACACUGAACUGUAAACCUGAGUGGGUCGUGAAUUUAGUUUUUUAUAUAUGUUAUUUUUCAUUUCAUUUUAAAUCCUCCAGUUAGCUGUUGGUCUCCACUGACUCCUUUAAAAAAAACUUGAUCUUCACCUGAGAGACUCGUGUCGGGUGACAGAUUACUAACUUGAUAUCUAACAGGAUUUUAAUCCGGCUUUGUGAGCAUAAAAGCUAGAAUUAGUGCGAACCAGUAGCUCCUGGGUUUAAACGUGUUUAACCACAACCCUCUUGGGUAACCAGCAAGUAAAAAAUGUGAACUAUUAUGUGCAGACGUCUGUUUUAAAGAGAGAAACCGUUUAUUACCUUUUGUGAAUUAUAAUUUUUAUCAGUUUGAUCACCUGUUAAUGUUCAAAAUGUAACUUCAUCUUGUUUGGAUGCAAAAGUCACGACUCAUUGGUGGCUCUUUGAAUUGUUACAGGACUUAUUUCAAAAACUAAUAAACUAAUAUGUGUGUGUGUGUGUGCACAUGCGCGCGCGUCAGCAUACUGUGAUAGGAUGCUAAGUGUUUAUAAAAGGACUUAUUGUACUUCAAAAGAAGUCAUCUGAAACCCGAGGCUGUUGCCGAGCUGUCCAGAAUGUUUUAAAACGAUAAAUGUGUGUUUAAGAAGAGAAUCAAUAAAGAGAAGCUGAAAAUGCUUAAAUUAAA